UCGGCCAAUAGGCUUUUUUCCGUGUAGCGUGUUUUGUUUUGAUUGCGUGCUUUUUGCCCUAUUUUCACCCCAAAAAUGCUGGAAAAACUGAAGGAAAAAGGAUGGAAUCUCACGGAAGUUGGUGUGAACAAAUUGACGGACAAUGGGAAGAUUAGUGACACGAAUUCCCUGAUCAAACAAGCACUAAAUACGGAUCUUCGGGAUAUUGGGCACAAUGUGUUGCCGGGGGAGUUGAAGGGGAGUAGGUAUGAUGUUCCGGGGACUGGGGUAGUUGUGCAGGUGGUUAAAGUGAGAAAUGUGGCGGCUCCAAGGGCAAAUGAGGAGUCAAAAGUGGCACCGAGAUUGCUCAGGGUGCAUUUCACGGAUGGUCAGGGAAUUAUUCCGGGAAUUGAGUAUGAAUCAGUGCCCCAAUUGGGACUGAAUACGGUGCCGGGGACGAAGGUGUUGCUGAAGAAUGGGCCAAUUGGGGUGGGAAUGGGGAAUUUAUUGCUAAAAGCGAAGAAUAUUGAGAUUCUGGGGGGAUUUGUGGAGGCACUUGCGGAAAAAUGGGAAAUCUCGAGGACGAUGGCAAAAUUUGCCAAGGGUGGGGCACGGGGGAAUUCUGCGGCUCCUCCGUGGAUUCCCUUUGGGCAGAAGAUAGAUACAAAAUCACUGGAUGUCAAUAUAAAAUCCCUUGCGGGAGAUGUGGAGAAGGACACGGCGAAGGAAAAUGUAGAGUUCAAUGCUCAGAGGAGUGAGGCUAUUGCGGAGGCUAGUAAGGCGGCCAAGAAGGUGUUUGGGGGUGGGCAGAAGAUGAUGGAUCACAAUGUGCAGAAGAUUGUGGAUAAAGGGUACAGUGAAGAGGAAGCGCACUAUGCCCUGAAGAUGACCAGGAAUGAUUUGGGAAGGGCCAUGAGGCAGCUGAAGAGGCAGGCGGGGAGUGGUGAGGAGAAGCGUGAGGAGAGGGGAGAACGACCAAGAAGAGGAGGACGUGGUGGAUUUGGGAGAUCUGGCCAGGAUGGGGGGGAAGAGGCAUCAGCGAGGCCUUCCGGGAAGAUUUCGCUCUUUGACUUCCUGGAGACGAAACUCCCGGCAGAGGCACAAGAAGCUCGCGUUGAGCAUCGUCCGGAGCCUCCGCGCCCCGACCAACGCCGAAGCAAUCCCCACGAACGCGGCGGCAGGAGGCCAACCGGAGAUUUCCGGAGGCAGCAGGAUAUGAGAAAUUCAACAGAUAGACGUCGAAAUCCACCCAGGAUGAAUGCCCUGUACACUCAAAUGGACAAUUUGAGGAUCGAUGAGAGGCCCAGCAGGGAUUUCAACAAAGCCUUCCCACAAAUCCCAAAUGGAUUCGAUCCGAACAAAAUCAUGGGUUUCCAGAAUAAGGAAACCAAUGAAUUUGCCCGGAAUGUCCUCAAGCAGCAACUCAAUGAGCCACCGCCGCAGCCCCAAUCAUCCUGGCACUGGAAAAUUGGGGAUAGAUGCCUGGCAAAGUAUUGGGAAGAUGCAAAGUACUACGCAGCUGAAAUCACAGCAAUCACAGAGAAAACCUGCGUUGUGGCUUUCCUGGACUACGGGAACUACGAGGAAGUGCUCAAGGAUGAUGUUCUGCCGGUGCAGAUGGAGGAGGGCGAGAGGAACUUUGAGAGGCAGCAACAGAGGCAUCAGCAGAACUCACGAGGGCAGAAUUACAGGCAUGAGAGACAACCUUAUGCACAGAGGAAGUGAAUCCUCAAUCCUGUUAUUUUUCUUCUUUUUGGAUUUGAAAAUAAACUCGAAAUUAUCCGA
This is a messenger RNA of Phlebotomus papatasi, 1764 nucleotides long. It is a transcript of the gene Tdrd3, whose product is annotated as tudor domain-containing protein 3. The record is from RefSeq and is a predicted model, not a curated record. Bases 76 to 1704 code for a protein of 542 amino acids. The transcript is spliced from 4 exons. Gene Ontology annotation, molecular function: protein binding; RNA binding. Gene Ontology annotation, biological process: mRNA processing. Gene Ontology annotation, cellular component: cytoplasm; nucleus. NCBI's taxonomy places the organism in Eukaryota, Metazoa, Arthropoda, Insecta, Diptera, Psychodidae.